This is a messenger RNA of Chenopodium quinoa (quinoa), 2217 nucleotides long. Its product is annotated as probable protein phosphatase 2C 72. Lineage: Eukaryota; Viridiplantae; Streptophyta; Magnoliopsida; Caryophyllales; Amaranthaceae. Gene Ontology annotation, biological process: protein dephosphorylation. The transcript is spliced from 5 exons. Gene Ontology annotation, molecular function: protein serine/threonine phosphatase activity. The record is from RefSeq and is a predicted model, not a curated record. The coding region runs from base 206 to 1231 and encodes 341 amino acids.
GAAAGAAUGAGCCAAUUUAACUGAUAAUUAACAGAAAUUUGGACCGACCCUUUUCAGUUUUUGGUACUCAUAAGUACCUUCUAGAUCUCUUAUAUAAUCUUACUUAAUUCCAGGGAAACAUAUAAAAUAAUGCUAAGACUUUAUAACAGCAUAAAGUUUAUGCAGGAACCAAUAAAAACCAAGAAUUUCAGAAGAUUUUUGUAAAAUGGGAGGUACUUCAUCAUCUCCAGUACUUCCUGAAGGUCUAGGAAGUGUUGCUUAUGAUCAAAAUAGUAUGAAACGUAAUCAACAGAUCAAAUUUGGAUCAGUUCAUACGCAGCAAGGUGGUAAAGGAGUUAAUCAAGACAGUGCUGUUCUUUGUCAGGGUUAUGGAUCAAGAGAUGGUGUAUUUUGUGGAGUAUUUGAUGGUCAUGGAAAAACCGGUCAUCAUGCAAGCAAGGCAAUCAAAUACCGGUUGCCAUUGCUACUGCUAGAUCAAAAGAAUAAUGCAGUGUCGUCGUCAGAGGCUAAUGUGAAUAACUUAGAAACCCAAUCAAGUAACAGCAGUGAUUCAUCACCAAACUUGGAAGUCCUUAAAUGGAAGGAGGCGUGUAUCAAUGCCUUUGAUGCAAUGGAUGAAGUGCUUAAGUCAGUCAAAAAAUUCGAUUAUUCUUUCAGUGGAAGUACUGCUGUAGUAGCUCUGAAACAGGGUGAUGAUCUUCUUGUUGCUAACCUUGGGGAUUCGAGGGCUAUCCUAGGGACUAGAGGCGAAAAUGGAGUAACAUCUGUUCAAUUAACCACUGAUUUAAAGCCCGGCACUACUGAGGAAGCCAAUAGGAUAAGGAGGUACAAAGGCAGGGUGUUUGCAUUGAGGGAUGAACCAAGUCUACAGCGAGCGUGGAUGCCUCAUUCUCAAAGUCCAGGGAUGGCCAUGUCUCGCUCCUUUGGAGACUUAGUUAUGAAGCAUUAUGGCAUAAUCUGUACUCCAGUAUUCACUCAUCACCACAUAACUUCGGAUGACCUCUUUAUCUUGCUUGCUACUGAUGGAGUAUGGGAUGUCCUUAGCAUUGAUGAAGUGACAUCAGCUGUAUGCGGCGCAGAGGAUGAAAAGAUGGCAGCAAAAGCAGUUGUAGAUGCUGCUGUUGCUGCAUGGAAGAAGAAGAUUCCACAUGACAAGCGUGACGAUUGCACUGCUGUUUGUUACUUUCUACAGAAAAAGAACAGAUCUGGUACAAGCUCACCUACCUCUUGAAAGAUGAGGUUCAAUUCAUUUAAACUAUCAUCAUAACAAAGGUUAAUAGCCGCUUAACUGGCCACUUUACUUAAGGUGAAGAAACCUUAUACUGUAGGCUACUGACAGUAAAUGUGUGAAGAUCAGUACACCUACUGACUAGAUAAGGUGAUUUGGGCUCGAAAUGGAGGGAUCGAUUGGACUCAAAGGAGUGAUUUUUCGCUUGUUAGUCAUGGCUGAACAAGCAAGCUUGAAAGAUUGUGGCUCGGAAUGGAAGGAUUUUGCUUGAAAUGAGAGACAUUUAGUCUAUUUUUUUAGAGGGAUUUGAGUUAUCUACUUCUUGAAUUCUGCCUCUAAUCUCCUCUAUCAAAAUGGACUGUUAAUGUGCAUUGUGCAAAUGGGUUGUGAAGGUCUUGUGAACAAGUAUAAAUGUAUAUGUCAGAUGACACCAAUACUUAAUUGCUGCCUUUUUUUUUUUUUUUUUUUCACUUCUUCUUGGGAGACUUCACAAAUGUGAUUAAGUUUAAUCUAAUUUUCGAUUAUAUACUAGUUUAAACUUGGGUUAUGUAUGUUGUUGGUUAUUACAUAUGGCUCAAUGUAAGCAUGAUAACGGAGUCAUGAUUCAAUCUGUUGGAACUCGAGGAUCUGUGCUGUGAAGCAUGAGCUUACUCUGCAGGAUAGUGCAUACAACUAUACAAGCUCGAGCUUUGGACAUGUACGCCGCGAAUUUAGAGGCCAUUUAUGCCAUGGCAAAAGGUUAUGUACAGCCUCAUUUCAGAGCAAGUAACCUUGUUUAGUUUCUUUCUUUUACUGAAGGAAGAAAUUGGGAGAGAACUGAUAUUUAUUUGUUUAGGAAUUCUUUCAAAAUUGUUUUGUAAGCAGCAUCUAUUAUUUUGUCCUGUAAUUGUUAUUCAUAAUGCUGCUAGAAUAUUAAAUUUGCUUUCUUAUUCUUGUUUCUAUUCAACUUCCUAUUAUUUCCGAGUCAAUAAAUUAUCUAGCUUUACGUA